CGGCCGUGUUCGCCUUCCCCACAUGUUCUUCGUCUGCUGCCUACACCACUCGUGUUGAUCGGGUAAACAAAAGCAAGUGUACCUCUCAGAUUCACAGAAUCCACCUCAAAGACAGAACGGAAAAGAUGCCGCCCUCCCAGAUCCAGAUCGCCACCUCUUCGCUACAGCGGUUACUGAAGGAAGAAGCAUCCUACUACAAGGAGCAAGAGGAGCAGGAGGCUCGGAUUUACAAGUUGGAGAACGAAGCCAACGGGAGCGAUGAGAACCAUGACUAUAAACUAAGACAAGAGCGUCGAGCCCUUGAAGAGACCAAGGUAGUCAUCCCGACGCUGCGUGAUCGCAUCACAAACGCGAGGGAGAAGCUUGAGAACCUCCUGGACACAGCCACAAACGAAGACGAACGAAACACUGCGGUUGAAGUGCUCAAGGCGGCGAAAGAAGCGCAGAAGGACGAUCCGAUCGCCGGAGAAGAGAGGACUAUGUCAUGAAUGAAGGCUCCACUCCUUCUAACGAAGACUUGAGGACGACCUACGACGACAGGGACGGAAAUGCCAAGGAGAAGCGAUGUGAAAAAGCGGCUUUGAGUUAUAGCCGGAAUCAAUGAUGGAACGAUUGAAAUGAACAUUGGAGCAUCACAUUCUCCCAUACCUUGAAACUGGGGAAAUUUGUUCGGGGUUCUGAACGUCAGCUAGGCUUGGUCCUUCUCCUUUGCUUCUAACCUCGCCAGUGUGUCGUUCAUUGAGCAGACAGAGCACAUGAGAGUCUUGAACGUCCCAGAGAAGUUGAUCGACUGACACGAAGUCGGUAAGCCCAAAUGGGCCAGAUAUCGAUGGGCUCCUUGAUUCUUCCCAUCAUUUCUCAUAACCGUGUCCGCAGAUCCUAGUUAGGUUGAUCGCUAUUCCCCCCUUGAUCAUACAGGAGCACGAGGAUCUCCGUUGUUGUCCCCAGGCCCAGAAAUGGAUUCAGUGCGCGAACAGCGGCC
Molecule: messenger RNA, 982 nt
Organism: Cladophialophora immunda
Lineage: Eukaryota; Fungi; Ascomycota; Eurotiomycetes; Chaetothyriales; Herpotrichiellaceae
Exons: 3
Coding region: 126-488 (120 amino acids)
Biological process (GO): post-chaperonin tubulin folding pathway; tubulin complex assembly
Cellular component (GO): microtubule cytoskeleton; cytosol
Molecular function (GO): beta-tubulin binding
Source: RefSeq, a predicted model, not a curated record